Molecule: messenger RNA, 13860 nt
Organism: Labrus mixtus (cuckoo wrasse)
Lineage: Eukaryota; Metazoa; Chordata; Actinopteri; Labriformes; Labridae
Gene: nacc1b
Product: nucleus accumbens associated 1, BEN and BTB (POZ) domain containing b
Exons: 8
Coding region: 163-1962 (599 amino acids)
Biological process (GO): regulation of transcription by RNA polymerase II
Molecular function (GO): DNA-binding transcription factor activity, RNA polymerase II-specific; RNA polymerase II cis-regulatory region sequence-specific DNA binding; protein binding
Source: RefSeq, a predicted model, not a curated record
GGGCAUCGAGGCUGGCACACGGCGGGGCACAGAGAGCGCUGCCCGGUCUGACUGCCUUCUUUGCUGUCCCGCUGCUGACGGGCUCUUUCUAUUUGUCGGCGUCUUCCGGCGAGACAUCGGCUCUGCUAGACUUCCAUACCCUGUGGUGCUGACCAGAGCGUUAUGGCUCAGACGCUGCAGAUGGCGAUCCCUAACUUUGGCAACAACAUCCUGGAGUGUCUUAACGAGCAGCGGCUGCAGGGCCUCUACUGUGAUGUCUCCGUCGUGGUCAAGGGACAUGCCUUCAAGGCCCACCGUGCCGUGCUGGCAGCCAGCAGCUCCUACUUCCGUGAUCUUUUCAACGCUGGGGGGAAGAGCUCGGUGGUGGAGCUGCCCCCGGCCGUGCAGCCGCAGAGCUUCCAGCAGAUCCUUGCCUUCUGCUACACGGGACGCCUCAGCAUGAACGUGGGAGACCAGUUCCUGCUCAUGUACACUGCCGGCUUCCUCCAGAUCCAACAGAUAAUGGAGAAAGGCACAGAGUUUUUCCUCAAGGUCUCAUCACCAAGCUGUGACUCCCAGGGUCUCCACGUCGAGGAGACCCCAACCUCCGAGCCUCAGAGCCCUGUCACCCAAACAGUGGGAGGGGGCGGAGUCGGUGUUGUCGCCACAGCUUCCGGACGCCCCUCCUCCUCUCUGACGCCCCUCCCCCUGGUGUCCAAGGUGAAGACAGAACAGACAGUCUCCACUCAUCAGCCCACGCCUCAGCAGCAGCAGCAGCAGGAGGGCUCUCCAUACUCGGUGGUCUGCACCCCUGUGGCCAAGCGGCUGUGGGAGGGGUCCAACCGUGACGGGGGCGGGGGGUCUGGAGGGGGUGGCGGAGGCGGGAUGAGGAAGAAUGCACGCUACUCUUCCUCUUCUUCUUGUUCCUCUUCCAUCAACACUACCCAGGAUACCACUGGGCGCGGACAAGCAGCCAAUGCUGCCAUGAUGGGCGUAGCCGGAAUGGUCGGCACCAAUUCAGCAGGAGGAGCCGUAAUCAACAGUAACCAUAACAACAAUAACAACAACAACGGCGGGACUCCUGAAGGCACCAGCCCGGGCACACUGAGCAUGUACACCAGCGACUCGCCAAUAAGCUACCAUGAAGACGAGGAAGAGGACGACAUAGCAGAAGACAGCGCAGAGGAACAGUACAGACAGAUCUGCAACAUGUACACCAUGUACAGCAUGCUGAACGCUGGAGCAGCAGUGGUCGGGGAGCGGGUUGAGGCUCUUCCAGACUUGGCCCCAGACUCAGGCGGCGGUCGGGGGAGCAGAGGUAGUCGGUCCCGGCAGGACCUGGCAUCGCUGCCAGCUGAGCUCAUCAGCCAGAUAGGCAACCGCUGCCACCCGAAGCUGUACGAGGAGGGCGACCCUGCAGAGAAGCUGGAGCUGGUGAGCGGCACCUCUGUGUUCAUCUCCCGCGCCCAGCUCAUGAACUGCCACGUCAGCGCCGGCACCCGCCACAAAGUGCUGCUCCGACGCCUUCUAGCCGCUUUUUUUGACAGGAGCACUCUGGCUAACAGCUGUGGAACCGGUAUCCGCUCUUCAACCAAUGACCCCAGUCGCAAACCUCUGGACAAUAGAGUGCUGCAUGCUGUCAAAUUUUACUGCCAGAACUUUGCGCCUAGCUUCAAGGAGAGCGAGAUGAACGCCAUCGCGGCCGACAUGUGCACCAAUGCCCGCCGCGUCGUCCGCAAGAGCUGGAUCCCCAAGCUCAAACUGCUGAUGGCCGAUAGCGACGCUUACUCCGCCUUCCUAGCCGACAGCGUGAAGAUGGAGGCAGACGGGCUGGGGGCGGAGCAAGGCUUUGACCCUGCCUCCCUGGAGGCUGUGGCGGCAGCGGCAGCAGCAGCCGCCGCAAAUAAUAAUGAAGCAGGAGGCGGAGCUUCGCAGGCAGACGCUCUCCAGGCGGCAGGAGGAGACGGCAGCACUUUGUUUUGAGUGAGUGAACGGACAGAUAGAUGAAUGGACAGACGGACAGAUUGAUGGAGGGAGGGGUGGUAUUUCCCUUGAGGUGAUGAGUAGCGAACGGUAGAAGCGAUGACACACGUCGCUCGUCCCCUUAGACGCCACGAUGUGUUUGGGGAUCUGUUUCUUCUUCUACACCUCAUUUUGUUUUUCUGUUCUGCUUUCCUUUCUACAUUUCUGUCUCUCUCUGCAGCCCAGAAUGCUUCACUUCUGGUCUUCCUCCUUUCUUUCCAGGCGGAGAGAGAUAGAAAGACAAAGUGAAAGGUAGCAGAGGAAGGAGGAAGGAGGUUGACCCCCCCCCCCCCCCGAUCUCUUCAUUCCUCUGCAACCUUUUAAAACCUGAUUGUUCAGCCUUUAUUUGUUAUGUUUUUUUAAGAGUGUGUACUAUCACUAAGGCCCUUUUUCUUACUAUAAUCAAUCACAGAUAUUCCCUGGGGAGGGGUGGGGGGUGAAUCUGUUUGGAGAAAGUGAUAUUUCCUUCCUCAAACUCCGAUAACACUGUUGUUUUUUAUAUUGAAUGUAUGCGUGGUGAAGCAUCUGGACCGCAGCGUCCGCGAGCGAGCUUGUACAGAAGCCCCUUUUUAUUUGUUAGUUCACUGUAUUUCAUCUUGGAGAGCGUGGGGUUGAAGAGGUGAGGGGUUGAAAUUAAUAUAAAUAUGUAUAUUGGCAUGGUUGACGAUCUCCCCAACCUCCGCUCUUUGACCCAGUGCCGGGCAUGCUGGGACAUGGACCUAACAGCCCUUUAAGAAUCGUUUGUGAGUCUUUGACUGACAGUAUAUUGACCGAUGGGAAAAACUAAGAUUUGUUGCUGGACUAAAAACUUUCCCUCCCACUUUUUUUAAUCCUAAAAAGAACAUUUUUGUUGUACUAGUUGUGUUAAGAUUCUUACUUUUUUCGUGUGUGAUUUUUGCAAAGGCCAACGUGUUACUGAUGAUUGUCAAAGAGUUUGCGCGUAAUGCACUGUUACUUCCUGCGGUAUGAGUACAAUCGAACUACGUUUUUAUCAGAAAGAGAAGAGAGGGUUUUUUAUUUAAAGAAAAAAUGCACAAAAAGAGACAAAAUAGAAGCUAAAAUCAAAUUUAUAUCCAAGUUUAUCUCCCGUUUUUUUUUUAUUAUUUUUUUUUUUUUAUAAAUCUGAAGAAAUGUAUGAAUAAUCCAAAAGUGAGAAACUAGUUGUGUGUGUUUGUUCGUGUGUGAAGUCGGGCGGUCGUGUUCAUUUGUUUUUCGGCUCAUGUUUGAAAUGUUUCCCCUAAGAAUACUAGCAGCAACGCCAGUUAGUGGCACAAGUUUCCUCAGGCUCUGCCGCUUGGCUGCAUGCUCGCCUGGCAUGGACAAAGGUGCUAAUUCAGGCAUUGCUACAUUGCAAAAGGAGCACAGCACUGUGUGUAUAUGUGUAGGUGUGGUGUGUGUUUGAAUGGUGUGCCGCAGCAGAGAGAGAGGGAGAGAUAGAGAGAGGGGGAGAGUGGGGAGGCCAGACUGUGUUCUUUUUUUUUCACAUGCUCAGUGGAUUCAUUCACCCAUCACUGCGGUGAGCACACAUACACGCUAAUAUGCAUUUGGGCGCUGUCAGACGCAUCAGCUACAGUACGCUAAAGCGAUGUGGGACUUAAAGGGGAAUCACACCAAAGCAGAGCAGAGAGGCUGCUGCUCACACGUGAACACUCACCUUAUGGCAGUUUGUGUUUUCUGAGGCUAAAGUAGAUGAAUUACAAAAAUAAAAGUUUCCAAUCCAUCUACUGCACUGGAUGAAAAUUGUCUUUGCUGUUCUGACAGUGAAGUUCUUUGCUUUAUGUGAGGCAAUUAAAAAAAAAAGAAAGCUGCUAAAUAAUGGAAACCGCAGAAGAAUGUUGGCAUAGAAACAACCCUGAAUGUCAGAUUGCAGUCAUAUUCCCCUCUCAUACUUUACUUGUGUGGCUGAAAAUUAGCUGGAGUGCAGAACCUGCUUCCUCUAGAAAAUGUGACCUCCAGAAUUCACAAUACAUCUGAACACGAUGAUCACUUAAACCCGUGAGAGGGCGACUUUCUUUUGUUCGGUGUGAACUGCGGUAUUAGGGCUCCAGGCGAACUUUUUCAUCUAGUGACAGCGACUUUGUGAUAUUCAAUGGUUUUUUGCUACUUCUAAUGGAUUCUCCAAUCUUUUAUCAAAAUCUCUUUCUCUCUGUGGGUUUAAAACUAUUGAAUCAAUCCCAGGUAGACAAUAGAGUCAAUCUUUGUUCUGCCAUCAGAGUGAAAAGGCAAAGAGCAAUUUGCCAACCGCUAAUGUGUUUAAAAGGUUUUUAGCUCAAACUAAUAUGCUACCCAUCACUUUGUCUCAGAAUUGUAAAAAACGAUACAAUCCGACACAUGUUUAAAGACCAAGGCUGUAUUAGUUUUCUGAUGCCGUCAACACAAUAUACCAGUUAUAAGGAAGUUGACCAACUACUCACAGCUUUCUCUUGGUGGCGGUAGAUGAUCUGGUGAGUUUCACUCUGGAGCCCUACAUGUUGAGUUUCUCUGUGUGACAGCAAAAAAUGAUGAGAUUGGAAUCCGACGUUGUCCCUGUGAAAAUUUGGGAUUUAGAAAAAACACAGCAGACCCAUAUCCUGAGUAAGGAUGUAUUUCCACAGCCUUAAGGCUGACCUUGCAUUUGCCAGAACUUCUGCUCACUGGGGAUCAGAUUUGGUAUUUUUGGAAAGCAAUGCACCAGAAUCUGUAGAGGGCAGCAUUUUUGACUGAAGAGUCAAAGGUUUCACCUUCCUGAAGAGGGGAAUGUAUACGGUGUUUGAUUUGAAGAGAAUCCAGGAGUUAUGUUCUCAUCAACAAUAUACAACCCAGUUUUUAUGUGGAGUGCUACAUAUAUACCAUUUGAAAGAAAUUAUAGGCUGAUACUGGCUUACCGCUGAUAUAUGACUAUUGGUGUUUACGAUUUUUGUGCUUUCAUAUUAUGUGCUGAUAUGAAAUGUUUUAAUCAGAACAAAGAAUGCCGAAGACAAAGGUUGAGGUCACUCGGUAACGGUGUCACAUACUUUAUCCAUAACCUCACGUUCGGUGGAGCAUCACAGCUGAAACAUUUCAUUCACGUCAUCGUUAAUAUUUCACCCUCUAGUUCGUUAUGGUCUCAAAAAUCACAUAAGGUCAGGGCUCUGUUUUAGUGGUACCUGUCCUGUGUGUUGACUCUUCAUAGCUGUAAGGUCUUGUGAAAUUGGAAUUGGAUACAGUAUUCCCAGUAUGAGUGUUUUUUUUGUAAAUUAUGAUAAUCUGGAGGACCAACACUUGACAAAUUGACUUAAUGGUAGACUAAACGUUUUCCUGACACUGAUCGAUAUGUUCGUUUUGAGAAUAUUUGGCCUGUUUGGGUGUUUUUACUUUUAAAUGACAAGAACCUUGAAGCACCUUAUUGCCACUGUGGCAUCAGAACCUGGCAGAAGCUGCUGUAAUGAAGUGUGAAUCACUGUUUGUAAACUGUUGAUGUGUAGACACACACACACACACACACACACACACACACACACACACAGACUGUCAAGGUGAAGGGCCUGUUGUCAAACUGUCUCUUAAGCAAGAUAUAGAAUCGUCGCGGCACAAAAAUCGAAUCAUUGAAAUGAACCAGUAGAAAAACCAAAAGUUUAAGUGUUCAAGUUUUGUAAAACAGUGUUAUUAAAAUAAUGUCUGAUUUUUACAGCCUGGCUUUGAGGAAAGAUGUUUACGUUUUUUAUAUAUUUACAUGAUAUCUUAUAUCGUGUUUUUUUAUUCUUAGGCUAUGAGUCAAAGAAGCCCUGUUGGGGGGGGGGGUGUAAGAUGAUGUGGGGGUGUUUGUUUUAAAUGCCCUUUUUUUCCCCACCCUCUUUUCUGAAGCACAUGGUACGGUCUGCGGAGACUUAACUGAGUUCAAUAACUGCGGACAGAGACAAGAAGAAAGAGAGAUACAGAAAGAAAGACUUUUAAAAAUGAUCGUGGGGGGGGGGGAUUAGGGAGGAGGAGUGUUUAGACAGUUUGCACAUUUCUGUCUUUUUUUUACAAUCUUUUUUAUUCCAACUCUUUGUUUAAAAAAAAAAACGUCGCCUUAAAUGAGAUAUAAAAAAAAAAACGGGGAAAGAUAGAGGGAAGAAGAGGACAGUGUGAACCUCCCUAGAGAGGAGGGAUGAAUGAGUAGGGGAGGAGGGGGGGGGGGUGGCUGGGACGCUUGGAUGAUUUGGUGUGAAUGCAUGCGUGCAUACUGGUGUGUGUUUUGUGUGUGGCUUUUUUGUUGCAGAGUGGGUUAUUUGAGAGCUGUUUGUAGAGGCUUUGUGUGUGUGUGGGCGUACAUAAUACGUGGGUGUGUUUUUAAUGUCUGUGUGCUGCGUAUGUGCAUAUUAAUGUAUGUUUGCAGCCCCGUUUCCUUCCCUGCAUCUCCAUUUAUGGCAUGUUAAUGUCUGCCUCCUCGCUCCAAAGAGCUUCACACAGAGGCACAACUGUGUGUGUGUGUGUGUGUGUGUGUGUGUGUGUUUGUGUGUGUGUGUGUGUAAUGCGCAUGCCUAUGCCAGGCUGGGUCUGCUGCCGCUGCUGUUUCGUCUCGAUCUAUGUGCUGCAUACGUGUGUGUCUGGCUCCAUGCUGUGACUGCGCAUGUCUGUCACUGUGUGUGUGGGUGGUUUGGGUGCUCAGCUCUGCAAGGUCUGUGUGUGUGUGUGUGUGUCUGUGUGUCUGUGUGUCUGUGUGUGUGAGUGAGUGGGUGGUUUGUGCGCAGAGGUUGAGAUGAGUGGCUGUUUGUUUUUGUCUGCCUCCUCUGCCUUAUACACACACACACACACACAUCUGCAGAGCGACAUAUAUCCCCAGCACAGAGUCUAUACAUCUGUACUGUAUCAGAGCUGCAGACGUAUGUCGGCCAUGUUUCUUGUAAUGGCUCAGCUGUUUCCUGGAUGAGCAACUUACUUUUUUUUAAUCGUACAAAUCCAAAAUCAUGUCUUCUUUCCUUCUUUAUUUUUUUUACCUCCUCAAACAUCCCAUCUACGUAGUUUUACUCGGGACAGCUGCACAACUUAGACCAGGACACUGAAAUGUUCCCCCUCCACCUUUUCCCAAAUCUAAUUUUUCCUUCUCUGCCUUUCCUCUUUGUCUUUCUCUGUUUGUUAUUAUUUUGUUUACACCUCUCUGCCCCCUCGUCUCCUUUCUAUGUAUACAUUACUAUAUCUUCCCCUUGCUUCACCCCUGUCUCUCGCUCUCUUCUCUCUCUCUCUCUCUCUCUCUCUCUCUCUCUCAAUCGCACACAUACACAUAGGAAGGGGCUUAAUAGUGUCGGUCCCUCGUCACUUCAUUACGUAAACCAUCUUUUUCUUUUUUUCAUCCACCACUUCUUCGUUUGUGUCGACUCCAUUUUCUUCAUGGGAUGCAAAUCCCCGCCAAACUCUCAGCCGUAUAUCUGCAUCCCUCUGUGUGUGAGAGUCUCUGUGUGUGUGUGUGUGUGUGUGUGUGUGUGUGUGUGUGUCUGUGUGUGUGUGUGUCUGUGUGUGUGUGUGUCUGUGUGUGUUCAGUGUGUGCAACAACAGACGGAGCUUCCAAAUGUGUCGCUGCUGGUGUCUGUUUGUGUGCAUGUGAGAUAUUUGAAUGCAAAUAUGCAAAUAAGUGGGUGUAGGUACGUCUCUGUGUGUGUGUGUAUGUGUGUGUGUGUGUGUGUGUGUGUGUGUGCGUGCUGCCCAGCCCCCUCUCACGGGACAAAGUGUUGUGAUUUUUGUGUGUAAUGCACCUUUAAAUAAUCAUAAUAUCGGUAGAGAAAGGUCUAUCUGUCCCUAUAUUCCCCCAGACUGCUGCUGUCGACGAAUCAGAGCAUCCACACAUGCAGCCAAUCAUGACGUGAUAAAUGACCAGACUGUUUGAACCAAGGCUCCAAGCGGGGUUAAAAAAUAAUUACAAUCAUCCCAGACUUGAGCAGUGAGGAGAGAGAGGAAGAGGAGGGAGUAGGGGUGUCAUUCUUCCUAAGGAGGAGACGUUUGUUAAGAAUCUCCCAGGACAGAUGAGGCAUUGCGGCAGUCUGCCGUCACACGAGCGAAGCCACAAUCCAGACAAAGAGACAAGAGUGAGAGGAGAGAGGGGAGGAGGAGGAGGAGGAGGAGGAGGAGGUGAUGGACUCUCUCUGCCCCCGUGCCACCAGAAUAAAUACCUGGGUGCAUUUUCGCAGUGGGGUGGGGUUGUGGGCUGAAGUGAAUCCACUAUAGAUUUGUCUUAAAUUGACUCGAGCAAGACAAGUUCCAUUAAGAUUUGUCAAACAAUCAAGAAAAAGGAGCUAAUGUCCCUCUUUUGAGGGAGGAAAAUUUGCACUAAAUAUCUGUAAGAUAUAAAAAUUGUCUUAAGUGUAAAGUAACCCAUUUAGGCAGAAGAAUAUGAGGUCCCUACCAGCAGAAAUUAAAUUAAGAGGAAACAUUUUCUUUUGAGAUAUGUCAAGACAAAAGUCAAAAUGUUGAGAGUCAAUUAGGACUUCCAGAGUAAGUCAAGUUUAUUUUAUAUUCUUGAAAAUGUUUAAGAAGAUAUCCUCCUCUUCUGGCGUAGUUUGUCUUCACGUUGCUCUAAUGCUGAAUCAUUUGACUAAAAGUUUUUACUGCAUUGUUUGUCGCAAUAUAGAAUUUUUCCAACUUAUUUUGAAUUUUACUGUUGACAAUUGUUCGCUAAAUUAUUCUUAUUUCCAGCUUAAACAUCACAUAUCCACUCUUCUACUUUGAUGAGACACUGUGACUUUUUUAUCACUUUAAUUUUAUCCUCAACAUUUUGACUUUUUUCUUUCGACAUUCGUAGUUCGUAAUCAGAAUGCAAAACAAAAGAAAAACUCUCCACCAGUUUCUUCUUCUCAAGUCCUGGCCUGAUACUCUGACGCUCAUCUAGCUGGAUGUUUUAGCCCGUUGUCCUGUUUGAGCACUGCCAAUGCGAUAAUGUGAAGUUUUCUUCAAAUGUCGACGAGAAUUCUUUGGCCUCUUUUGUUAGUUUGUGUGAUAUUAAAUGCACACCUCCAUCUCACGUCAGCGGAUAGAAAGGUCAAGAAAUGAAGCAGAACAUGGAACAGGAAAUGGUCAUGAGACGUAGCGUGGAUAAACUGUUAGCAGUACGGUGGAUCCUUUCCUAACGUGCUCGAUACAAAAUCUGGACUAAAGGCGAUCCAUCACAAGCUACACGCUCCGUCACCGAGCGAGGCUUAAAGAGUUAAAUGACUGUUUAGUUCCCAGUCAACAAAAACACGUUCACGCUAUAGGAAUGUAGUUCAAGUAUGGUAAACAGUUUUGUAAUCAUAAAUCAGUAACUUUGAUCACUGUGGUGGACUUUAAAGGCAAAGAUUGUCAGCGCUGUGAUUAGAAAGGUUUGAGGAGGACUCGGCAAGCUCUGAAUCCACGUCUUCAGCUGGAUGUCGACGCGUGCCGUGUUCUCCCGGGGGCCUCGGCUUGUCGACUAGGUUGCACAGGCGUUUUUAAAUUGUUUUGUUUUUUAGAGAAAUGUGGCGUACUUUAAAGCACAGGAACGCUGAUAUUUAUCUUUAAUAUCGGCCUGUGCCUGUUUGUCGUCUUAUUUCCUCCUUGAUUUGGAGGAAGUGUUAGCAGUUAGGAGCCGAUGCUGCUGAGAGGAAAAGAGAAUGAAGAAGUUCUUGAACACUCCACUGCCCUGCAAAGAGCAAAAGAGAUGACAAAAAAGAGAGACAGAAUCUUCAUGUGACCUUUACCUUUGUAGGGCAGCUAUCGUCUGAGCACAGUUUGUUUUUUAAAUGUUGAGCGGGGCCAGAGCAGGUGUCUCUUUAAAAAAAAUAAAAAAUAAAGCGACGAGUUCGGCCGUGCUUUUAGAAGAGCUUUGUACACAUUUCACUUUCUUUUUUUCCGAUGUCCUUUUACAUUUAUUUUUCUGUUGCUGUUAUGUUUUUGUUUUCUACAUUUGAAGCUAGUGUACUGUAGCCCUUUGAGAGUUAUUUUUCAAGACAGAUGGUACUAACAAUUUGAACAUUAACACCCGUACGUAGAGUUUGCCAAGUUUGUUUAAAGAGAAAAAGACAAAAAGAGAAGGUGGAGACAUGUUUAGCUGUAAAAUAGUUUAGAGAAAGAGAACCACAUAUUUUUGCAUUAUUGUAUGACUGAGGUGCUGCGGGGAGGUGGGGGAGGGAGGAGGGGGUUUUUAAUGCUGGACCACAUGUUUGGUUAUUACUGUUGUCGAGGCGAGAUCUGCGGGAACUCGAUGGAUGGAUCGACUGAUGGAUGGACGGUUAAGACAAAAUUAAAACACUGUUGGGCUCACAUCAUUUUAAGACUACAAGUCUGAAUGUCUGCUCUGGUAAUAAUCUCUCCAUGGAAAAACGUGUUGUCUUGACGAUGCCAACACAUUUCUUCUCAAAGUUUGCAUGAACUUCCAUCAAAAAAAAAAAAAAAAUCGACCAAAAUUAACCUUACUUGACCUGGUACUCAUGCCAGCUUUUAUCAAAGAAUAAGCUACUGCUGCUUGAAUGUUUUCUUUUCUUUAAUGUCCUCCUGGUGGCCCAGUGGCUAAUGCAGCGUAGAGAGAGAGGGGGGGCUCAUCCACUGCAGUACCUACCAGCUUCACCAGAGGGCGAUAUAUCUCACGAAGCAGUGAUCCUACACAAGCUAAGAUUGUAACUAAAGAGUCUUGAUCACUGUAUUCACCUGAGCACCUUAACAGCAGACCGCCGGAGGCUUCUGCUGCUCAUUUUUACAUAAUCCGACACAAGACGAUAACCAGCAGAAACGUCCACCAAAAUGUGGGACAAGAUGCCAAAAAAUCAAGUUGUUGGCAGAUUGAAAGUUGCUGACAUGACUUCCUGAAAACAAAAAGAGAGAGCACCACAGCCAAUUUCUUAUUUUUUUUUUUUGCUAAAGACUCGUCCAUCCACGACUUUAUCCGUCUGUUUUUCUGCUUCUUAUCUCCGUCUCCGCUGCCGAUCCACAGAGGGGAACACAAGUGACAAAGAGAGAGUGAAAUAAUCUUUAAAAAAAAAAAAAAGAAGCACCUUUGGGCGAGUGCUCGACUGUCCAGUAGAGCCAAAGCCCUCUGCACCUUUGUGAGCACGCUCACUCUGUCACUCCCUGUCUGUGGUUUGGAUGCUGGUGUAAACAGCGAUACUUUACUUUUUUAUUUUAAAGGGGGACGGGAAUGGAGUUUCAAUGUGAGGGUUCUUUUUGUAAGUUCCUUAUUUUUGUUGUUUUGAUCUUUUUGUACUUUUAUUCCCUUUUUUAAUUUGUAUGUUUUAUCUUCUCUUUUUUUAAUGACAUUUGGUUGUUUACUGUAAAGACAAUGAUGAUGAUGAUGAUGAUGAUGAUGAUGAUGAUGUGCCCAUCGACCUGUCUCCCCCCCAGGUGGGAAGUGGGAGCAAAGACUGUGCAUACUCUCCUCUGCAUGGGGUUGAGGGAGGCGUUAAAGCGGGGAGAGUUUAGGUGGGUGACGGGUACCAGUGGAGGAUGGAGAUUGGAGAUGAUUCUGACAGGGUUCCUACACAGAUCCAGGCACUGAUGUGAAGGGGAUUCUGAUCCCUUUUUAAAAAAAACAAUCCAACAAAAAUCACCAUAACAGCAAGAACCCAGCAAGCAUUUGACAUUUAAAGGGAAAGUUUGGUGUUUUUGAAGUCAGGCUGUAUGAGGUACAUGUCACUAGUAGUGCACUGCAGGCUGAUGCACACCUGUGUGGUGUGUGGGAGGAGGACUAAAACAAAUUGGUUUGCUGAAUAAAGUUCAGCGCUGACAAUUGUCUAAAUAUAGUGUACACUUACAAUGUCAUUCAUUUUUAGGUGGCAUUUUCUUCAAGUUAGCGGUACAGAUAGCCUCUAGCGUUUCCUGUGACUAAUAAUCUUACUACUGACAGCUGCCUCACACUACUGUCCCUUUAAAAAAAGAGACCUUCAUUUUAAAAUCAAUGAAAAGCAGCCUGGAUGGACGACUUGAAUCUCCUUUCAGAUCUUGAUUUCGUCAAAACGCUUGUUGGGUUUGACUUGUGCUGUAAUAUUUACAGCAUUGAAUUACAAAAUAUAUGAGCAGGUUGUUGUUUGUUUAACACUUUUUAACACAUUUCGGAACCCUAUCAAACUGUUAAAGGAAACAUUCACCCUCCAACACUCAAUCUGGUGUCAUAAAUCACAAGUUUUGGUUCAAAGGGAACACAGAGCUGUAGUAUUUCUCACUCUCAACUGUAUCACCAAACUGUUCUGAACACUUUGGAUGCAAAUCCAGCAAAGACAAAAAAAUCCACAAAAAUAAAGUUUAAAACUGUCCUUGUAGCUCUGAUUUGGUCUCCACCAUCUCCCAAAAGAAAAUUGAUAGUUCUAAACCUUAACCAUCUAGUGCCAGACGUUGUCUUUUUGCUGUAUAGAGCACUGGAACUAAAGGUCAAAACAGUCAGAUUGCAUGGCUGUAAAAACAAAACAAUAAGCCCAAAUGUAAUGUGGAGCAGAAGGCAGUGCAGCAAGAAGACAAAGCAAAUGCAUUCUGUUAAAUCUAAAAAAACAAAAAGUGGCUUAUUGAAUGCAACAACUACACCAGAGUGAAAGCAAAGGGUGAAUUUUUCUUGAGUAGGAACCCUGCCGAGAGACUGAAGGAAUGUAAGAAGUGGUGUAAUUUAAGUGUGUAAAAAACUGGCUAAACUUGAGAACAGAGGAGCGAGGGAAGUGGAUCUUUGAAAUCAUAGGCUGGACCUCAUCAACCUCAAACGCCCUGACCUUUGCCCCCUUCUCCCUCAUCUCCUCUUUUUCCUGCUUUCCGCAGGUCUGUAGUCUUCUAUCCAGAGACAUUUAUUCCGCUUUUUCCUCAAAAUCCCCACACACCAGAGACAACUCAUACACUCACAAAUAGUAAAUAUACUGUAAAUGUAUAAAUGAAUACAAAACAGGCAAACCUCUGAGAUACAGAAACUCGCACGCAGGCACGCCUGCACACUCAGGACGUGUUGCAGGUCGUGUGUGUGCCUGGCUUCGUGUCACUGAUGCAGUUAAAAUAAAAAAGUACCAGUUUACCUCGGGAGCUCUCAGCCAUAGCAGACCUUAAUCCCCUCAGAUAUGUCAGCGCUGCGAGCAGCUUCUGAACUGCUGUGGCUGCCGUUACAAAGCAGGUACAUUUUUUUUGUUUGUUUUUCAGGAACAAACCGGGAAGCCUCAGCAGAGCAGUCUCGGACCAUUUUGAAUGCAUUCAACGCAGGGUUUUUACAGGAAACAGGACUCCAUGUCAACACAGUCUUACCUCAGCAUCAUGCUACAGAACAGGAAGGGGGCGGGGCUUACAUACCGUAUAUAUGAUCAUAGCAACCGAGAAUGACUAUUUUUUAUUCCCUCUCUUCCUUGUCUCUGGUGUAGUCGGGUGAAAAGUAACUCUGCAGAACUCUUUUCUUUUACUCGUUUUUUCCAGUAUAAAUAUAUAAAUAUAUAAACUGUACAUUAUGACAUAGAAGCACUAUCAAAGUUUGAUUGUUAGAUGUGCACUCGCAGCAUGAGGUAUUAUUCUUUAUUAUUCUUCAUAACCCAGAAAAAAAGUGACGUAAGAUAAGAAGAGCUUUUUGAGAAAAAAAAAGUCUAUAAAAAUGAACAAAAACAAAUAAUGCAGUAGCGUCUACUGAUGUCAAAGAAGAUACCGACCUCACCCGCCAAACACACACAAAAAAUUCAUACGCCCCCCCCACACCCCCAGAUCUUUACCUUAACCCUGCCAUGUGACACAGCCCUGCCCAUCCAACUGAUCGCCCUGACUCCGCCCCCUUCCCCGCCCCUGUGUACAUGCCAGUGUUUCCCCCAUGUGUUCCAAGUGCCAAUAACUUUGUGAAUUCCUAACUGUGACCCAGUAAUAAAGAUAAUUGCACAUUAACUACUGUAAAGAGAAAAAGAAACCAGACUGAUUCAAAGUGAGGAAAAAUCUGAAUAUCUGAAUUAAAAUGUUUUUAACAAACAGGUCUGA